AUGCCUUUGACAGUCAAUUGCGCCCAGCCGCGCGAGGUGGGACCGGUGAGAUUCGUCGAUCGAUUCAAAGCGGCGGCCCAGAAGAAGACGGCAGCAGUUCGAGGAUGGUGUGACAGGCGAGGUCAAGGGUGCCUCAGGUCCGUGGUUGACAGUGAGUCGGACGAUCCCGCGACCCAGAUCGACGAGUUCCUUACUCACGCUGCCGCUCCAGAAUUUCGUGGAUCGAAACGACGCCAAUCGGAGACGCGCAGCGACCCUUCGAAGACGGCGGAGCGCAAACCCGAGCAUCGUGAAGUCUUCCUCGAUCUCCCAUAUGAGGCCGGAUCCGUCAGCAGCUUUUCAACCGUGCUGGACACCUACCACCGAGCGUCCUCGUCCACUAUAUCCCUUCCCUCGACUUUUUCGAUGGGUUCCAUGAAUGUGCCCGAACCAAGAGCACCGCAACCAUCGUCGCCUCGUGCAAGCCUUCACUUUGCCAUUGAUACGCCGGCUGACUUUGAACGAUUCCGGUCGGAUUUGAGACAUCGAGUCGAGCUCGAAUCCGUUCCUCCAGCAAUGCCCACGGGGAAGCCAGAACCAAAGACCAAAUGCUUCAACGUGGACUCGACGCCGAUCCCCGUCGGUGAAGAAAGUCCACAACUCAAAUUCAAGGCAUACCCUGGCAAGCCAGACACCGAAAACCAAGGUCCUGUCACGUUUCAAGCGUACUCGGCUGGGUCGAAGCUCAGGCAUCGAAACGUCGGGUACAUCCCCCCUACCUUGCAAUCUGGAUUUGUCAACGGGGUCCCGCCAGCUCUUCGAGCCGCGCACGGCGGCAACAACAACAACAACAACAACAACUCGACUCGUCACCGGGGCAAACCCAAGGCGACCGCGACCGGUGAUGCAAGUCAGAACUACUCGUGGCCCCUGGUGGAUUUCCACAAGGAAAUCUUCCUGAAUGCCGAGCCGUCGCAGACGAAUCACUCGUCUCGGUACCAGGAGCCACGCAUUCCGUCCAUGGAGUUCUCUGGCCGGGGACUUGGGGACGAGGUGCAGGCGGUCCUGGACAACCUCCGCAGGCCGGUGGUUGAGAGGGCAGCUGCACACGUGGAAGAUCGCGCGUGGAUGUCACCUGGUUCACCGCUGCACUCGACCGCGUACGAAAGGGAAGCUUGUAUUCCGGUGGUGACGGCAAAAGCAGGAGAGGUCGGUGGCCAUCACCCGCGAGUUCUCACCGUGGGGACCCCGCAGAAGCCGGAGAGGUCGAUGGGCUCGGUUCGUCCUCCGUCGAGCAACGAGCGGACGGUCAGGUUCAGCGAGUACAACUGGCCCCGAUUCAGCGACGACCAGUACACAGAUCCGGCCGAGGAGUACUCGCGCCAGUAUCGGCGCCGGAGACGAGAAGCGCGAAGGGAAAUGGCCAGCAGACGAGGGGUUUGA
Molecule: messenger RNA, 1422 nt
Organism: Cladophialophora immunda
Lineage: Eukaryota; Fungi; Ascomycota; Eurotiomycetes; Chaetothyriales; Herpotrichiellaceae
Exons: 1
Coding region: 1-1422 (473 amino acids)
Source: RefSeq, a predicted model, not a curated record